Molecule: messenger RNA, 1098 nt
Organism: Danaus plexippus (monarch butterfly)
Lineage: Eukaryota; Metazoa; Arthropoda; Insecta; Lepidoptera; Nymphalidae
Product: probable RNA methyltransferase CG11342
Exons: 1
Coding region: 373-1092 (239 amino acids)
Biological process (GO): miRNA metabolic process; negative regulation of pre-miRNA processing
Cellular component (GO): cytoplasm
Molecular function (GO): RNA methyltransferase activity; O-methyltransferase activity
Source: RefSeq, a predicted model, not a curated record
UCCCUCAACAUUUUAGAAAAUAAAAUUUUGUUUAAGUUCUUUUACAGGUCUAGGUCUUCAACACAACAUAUUCUUAUCAAAAGGUACAACAACAACAUGUGAGUAAUAAAAAAUAUUAUUUUUAACAUUAGCUCACACUUAACUAGCAUUUUGUAGUGCCUACACAUCAAAGACUCAGUUUCCACUUUUUUUAAGUUGUCUACGGUUUCUAGAUUGUCUCGAAUAAUAGACAAUUGACAGGUAAUGCUGAUGUCAACAGUCAAAUGUACUGAAUGUAUUGCAGUGUGGCCUUAAAUUUGGACUCAAUAGUCAAUACAAUCUUUCUACUCUAUAUGAUUAAUAAGUGACACCCGGUAAUCACACCUUGUUAACAUGCCUUUAGAGUCAGAACUAUCUUUUCGCGGGAACGAUCCUGGCGCAGCUAAAUAUGGCAACUUUAUAAACUAUUAUACUUUCCAUAGUUGCAAAGAAAGGACUGAUAAUUUGAGAGCGUCUAUGUUUCCAAAUGUAACAGAUGAAAUUAUUUUAUGCUUAGACAUCGGUUGCAAUACAGGAGAAUUAACGGUUGAAUUGUUUUCAACAUUAACGAAGACAUAUCCCAAAUCAGAAAUAAAAAUCUUAGCAGUAGACAUUGAUCCGACAUUAAUACACAGGGCUCAAGAAAUGUUUAAUCAUAACAGUAAUAUAACUUUUAUGACUUUGGACAUAUUGAACGAUGGACAUAAUGCGCUUCAGACGUUUUUGUGUUCUCACAAUAAAAAGUUAUUUGACAUAAUUUUCUGUUUUUCGGUAACUAUGUGGAUACAUAUUAACUCUGGCGAUGAUGCACUCUGUGCCUUUUUAUUGCUCCUUAAAGAAAAAACAAGGUGUAUUAUAAUAGAGCCACAACCAUGGAAAUGUUACAAGAACGCACAAAGGAGAAUGAAGAGAUCCGGCAGUUAUUUUGAAUUAUUCGAAACAUUACAGAUAAGAGAUAAUGUUGAUAAAGUGAUCGAAGAAAUUUUAGUAAAUGGAAACUUUUAUAAAGUAUAUGAAUCCCCAUCAUCUUCUUGGAAUAGAAAAAUACAAAGUUAUCAUUUAAAUAAAUCAUAAACAAAA